AAUUUUAAAAGUUUGGGAGUUACAGUGACGACUCAUGGAGACGAAAGCCGCACGCUACCUAUUCGAAAAGAAGCAACCGCCAUGCCGUACAGUCCUUUGAAUCCUCUGCAAACAAAUUGCUUCGAAAUUGCUCAUUGCAAAGGAGUAAAUACAGGGAUAAACGAGGUGAAAAGAUGACAGUAGUUACACACAUUCCCCGGCUCGAGGUAAUUGAAACUGCGGCGGAGGUUGCAGAUUUAGCUAUUAAAGCUUUUCAGCACAAGGACGAGUCAUCCAAUCGACUUCAAUAUGAACUGGAAAAACAAUUGUCUGAAAAUCAGAGACUCAGGGCAGAAUUGGAGAAUGUUUGCAAAACAGUACAAAAAAUCCAACUCUUGCAUAAUUGUUGCCUAAAUAAAUGUGAGGAUCCCACUGCAUGCGGAAUUCGCUACCCCCGACUGGACGAUUGUCCUUCAGAUUUGUAUGAACGAAUAAGAAAUACCGUGGAAUCUUCAAAUUUUUUGACCAAACUAAAUACCUUAACUGAAAGUGGAGAAGACACAGUUGAUGACCCAGGAAAAAUAGAGGAGUUUGAAGGGGAUACAAUGGUUAAUGUAAACCUAGAAGACCCAAGUUGGUGGCUCUGGGUUACAGAUGAUAUGGUUCCAAGCAAUGUGGUGGAAAAAUGUGGUUUAGACAAUGAAGGGUACAUCGUUGUUACAGAGGAAGAUAUAGUGGAUGCGAUUUCCAUAUUCAUUGCAAACUGUAUUUUCUCUGAUCCACAAGGAAAGAAAAUGACACCAGAGCAGCUGCAAAAAUUCCUUUCAACUGCCCUCGAAAGCAUGAAUAGAAGAAAUAAAAUUAAGAAAUUGUGGAAUGCUGGCAAGUUUAUGUACAGUGCAACAACAUGGGGAAUCACUGCAAUUGGGUUUUACAGACAUCCGUUUAUACUCAGAUCAGCACUGAAAAUGCUACUUGCAUGUGGUAGGAUUCUUGUAAAGGCAGUCUAAGAUGAUGCAUAAAAAUGAUAAAAUAAUGGAACAACUGUAUUAUUCCUUUCCUCUUAAAUCUCGUUCAGCUAGUUCAAAUUCAUUUCUGGUAUUUGAUUUGUACUGAGAUUUAAAUUUUAUCAGGAUUCCUCCUGACACACCUGCAAAGCAGAUGUAUGUAGCUAGUAAACUGUAAAUAAAGGCUAUUUACAUGUUUUGAAGGUA
Molecule: messenger RNA, 1193 nt
Organism: Cryptomeria japonica (Japanese cedar)
Lineage: Eukaryota; Viridiplantae; Streptophyta; Pinopsida; Cupressales; Cupressaceae
Exons: 6
Coding region: 174-989 (271 amino acids)
Source: RefSeq, a predicted model, not a curated record